AUGGCAAAGAAAGGAAAGAAGUCCGAUUCGGCGGCUGCGUCACAAACAGCCGCAGAGGCCGCCGCGCCUGCUGCCGCUCCAACUCCCGCCGCCGGCUUUGACUCGGAGCUCGACGCCUUCUUCAAAGCUGCCCCUCCCGCGGCACCUGCCAUCAUCCCGGCUGCUGCGACAACGCCCAAGCCUGCAGCUUCCUCUCCUUCGGCAAGCCGCUCGGCACCAGGUCCGUCCAACUCCAAGAAGCGAAAGGCCGCCCAGCCAGAACCACAGGAGGUGCUCGAGCAAGACGACGAUGACGAGGACAGCGAGCAGGAAGACCACGAGGAGGAGGCAGAGGAUGACGACGACGUAGAGAUGGAAGAGGGCGAUGGCGACCUUUCGAGCAUCGACGAGUCUCUCGACGACGAAGGCUCGCUCCUUUUCAGCAACAGCGAAGACGACGCCUCUGACAAGGACGGCGACGACGACGUCGACGCAGAGGACCAAGAACCCUACGUGCCACCCCAGCACGAAUCCGUGUCCAAGUCGCAGACCACCCAAGACGCCAAACCACGCAAGAAGACCACGUUCAAGGAGGAAUCCGAGCCGUCCGAGCUCCGCGAUCAGCGCACGCUCUUCAUCGGCAACCUCCCCAUCGAGACCGCACAGUCGCGCCCCUUGCAGCGCAAGCUCGUCUCUUUCAUCGAGUCCCUCUCUCCCUACCCCAUCCUCACCAAGGCUGUCGGCCUGCGUUUCCGCUCCGUCGCCUUCGCCACACCCACCGUCCACCUCGACGCCGAUGACGACGAAGACGACGAUGCCGCCAAGAAGAAGAAGGCCGGCAAGGCAAAGGAGCGCAGCCAGAACUACCGCGAGGCUCUCGCUGCCGUCGAGGGCGGCGACAAGGCACAGGCUCCCCUCACCGCACAGCAGAAGCGCAAGAUUGCCUUCAUCAACAAGGAUUUCCACGAAAAGGCAAAGACCGUCUCGGCGUACGUCACGAUCGCACAUCCCAAGGCGGUGCUCCAGCACCUGCACGACAUCACCCCGGCCAAGGCCAAGGCAAAGGAUGCACAGAGCGAGCCGAUUCAGCUCGACGACAGGCUCACCGGCACCGUGCUUGCCGCGCUCAUCGCCUCGUUCGCCGACGGUCAGUCGUUCGAGGGUCGCCAUUUGCGCGUCGACCUCGUCAAGUCCAUAUCGCCCAGCGAGGUGCUUACCUCGGGUCUCGAAAAGGUCAAGACGUUCGAUGGCCAGCUCGUCGGCUCGAGCAGCUCCACCACCGACCCCAAGAGCACCCUCUUUGUCGGCGGCCUCGACUUUGAGGUCGACGAGGAGGAGGUGCGUGCCUUCUUCGAGGCCAUGCUCGUCGACGAGCUCGGCGAGGCGGGCGAGGCCGUCACGCUGCCCGUGGCGGGCCUGGAUGGCGAACCGGCGCCCAAGGAGCUGCUCGAUGCUCUGUCGCGCGAGUUCCCGAUCGUGCCGCCCGAGAAGCGCAAGGUGACCGACUCGGUGGUGCGCAGUGCCGAAUGGGUGCGCUCCGUGCGUCUCAUCCGCGACGCGGCCACGCAGAUGGGCAAGGGCUUUGGCUAUGUGCGCUUCACCUCGCAGCAGUGCGUCGACGAAGUGAUGGCCGCAUUCAAUGCCGAGCAGGCCUUCCUCGAGUCGGUCAAGGGGCCCAAGGGCAGUCUUGGCGCCUCGGCUGCCAUCGCACAGGGCGGCAAAGAGUUCAAGCGUCGCUUCAAGCUGCACGGUCGACCCAUCCGCGUCGCUCUGUGCAAGUCGCAGACGAAAUCCACCACUCCAGCUCGGCGCAAUGCGAACGCGGGCGGGGAUGCGGAGCCCACGACGCCGCAGCGCAAGUCGCCGCGCUACGAGCGUUCGAGUGGCGCACCUACGCCCAACGGCACUUCGCCCCACGCGCUCGCGGCAAAGCGUCAGCGUCCCGGUGCGACCAAGAUCGUACCCGGCAGCCCGAGUGCAGCGCGCACGGCCGACAAGGCCGACAUCGCCAAGAAGGCCGAGCUGUACGCCACGCUCUCCAAGGACCAGCGCAAGCAGAUGAAGAAGGACGAUGCCGACCGUGUCAAUCGCCGCAUGGCCAAGAAGAACAAGAAGCUCGCAGACGGCGCACACCCCGCACGCCGAGACAGGUCGCUUGUUGCAGAGGGCGAAAAGGCCAAGACCAAGGACAAGGUCAAGCUGCGCCAGCCCACCGCUGCCUCCCGCCCCGCCAACAAGGCCGGCGGUCGCGAUGCAAAGCGCUUCAAACCCUCGGGACCCAAAGCCUCAGGCUCCGGUCCCAAACGUGGCCCUGCCAAGUCGAGUUGA
Moesziomyces antarcticus is the source of this 2307-nucleotide messenger RNA. Its product is annotated as nucleolar protein 12. The record is from RefSeq and is a predicted model, not a curated record. Gene Ontology annotation, molecular function: RNA binding. NCBI's taxonomy places the organism in Eukaryota, Fungi, Basidiomycota, Ustilaginomycetes, Ustilaginales, Ustilaginaceae. The coding region runs from base 1 to 2307 and encodes 768 amino acids. The transcript has a single exon.